This is a messenger RNA of Sapajus apella (tufted capuchin), 6767 nucleotides long. It is a transcript of the gene CLEC16A, whose product is annotated as C-type lectin domain containing 16A. Gene Ontology annotation, biological process: endosomal transport; regulation of autophagosome maturation; endosome to lysosome transport. The coding region runs from base 230 to 3391 and encodes 1053 amino acids. NCBI's taxonomy places the organism in Eukaryota, Metazoa, Chordata, Mammalia, Primates, Cebidae. The record is from RefSeq and is a predicted model, not a curated record. Gene Ontology annotation, cellular component: late endosome; endolysosome membrane. The transcript is spliced from 24 exons.
GCAUUUCCCAGCGCCCCACGCGGUGGCGGCCGUAAAGCGCGGCGGUCGAACGGCCGGUUCCGGCUGAAUGUCAGUGCGGGGCUGUGGGCCGGGGAGGAAGGUGGCCGGCGGUUCCUCUACCACCUCCGCUGCCGCCGCCUCCUCCGCCUGUGCUGCCGCCACGGGCCUUGGGCCGCUCGGCCGCUUGGGCAUGACGCCGUGAGACGAGAGACGGGUCGGGGCCGCCGACAUGUUUGGCCGCUCGCGGAGCUGGGUGGGCGGGGGCCAUGGCAAGUCUUCCCGCAACAUCCACUCCUUGGACCACCUCAAAUAUCUGUACCACGUUUUGACCAAAAACACCACAGUCACAGAACAGAACCGGAACCUGCUAGUGGAGACCAUCCGCUCCAUCACCGAGAUCCUCAUCUGGGGAGAUCAGAAUGACAGCUCUGUAUUUGACUUCUUCCUGGAGAAGAAUAUGUUUGUUUUCUUCUUGAACAUCCUGCGGCAAAAAUCGGGCCGUUAUGUGUGCGUUCAGCUGCUGCAGACCUUGAACAUCCUCUUUGAGAAUAUCAGUCACGAGACCUCACUUUAUUAUUUGCUCUCAAAUAACUAUGUAAAUUCUAUCAUCGUUCAUAAAUUUGACUUUUCCGAUGAGGAGAUUAUGGCCUAUUAUAUAUCGUUUCUGAAAACACUUUCGUUAAAACUCAACAACCACACUGUCCAUUUCUUUUAUAAUGAGCACACCAAUGACUUUGCCCUGUACACAGAAGCCAUCAAGUUUUUCAAUCACCCUGAAAGCAUGGUUAGAAUUGCUGUGAGAACCAUAACUUUGAAUGUCUAUAAAGUGUCAUUGGACAACCAGGCCAUGCUGCACUACAUCCGAGAUAAAACUGCAGUUCCUUACUUUUCCAAUUUGGUCUGGUUCAUCGGGAGCCACGUGAUCGAACUUGAUGACUGCGUGCAGACGGAUGAGGAGCACCGGAAUCGGGGCAAGCUCAGCGACCUGGUGGCAGAGCACCUAGACCACCUGCACUAUCUCAAUGACAUCCUGAUCAUCAACUGCGAGUUCCUCAACGAUGUGCUCACGGACCACCUGCUCAACAGGCUCUUCCUGCCCCUCUACGUGUACUCACUGGAGAACCAGGACAAGGGAGGAGAACGGCCGAAAAUUAGCCUGCCGGUGUCUCUCUAUCUGCUGUCACAGGUCUUCUUAAUUAUACAUCAUGCACCGCUGGUGAACUCAUUAGCUGAAGUCAUUCUGAAUGGUGAUCUCUCUGAAAUGUACGCUAAGACUGAACAGGAUGUUCAGAGAAGUUCUGCCAAGCCCAGCAUUCGGUGCUUCAUUAAACCCACCGAGACGCUCGAGCGGUCCCUUGAGAUGAACAAGCACAAGGGCAAGAGACGGGUGCAAAAGAGACCCAACUACAAAAACGUUGGGGAAGAAGAAGAUGAGGAGAAAGGGCCCGCUGAGGAUGCCCAAGAAGACGCCGAGAAGGCUAAAGGUACAGAGGGUGGUUCAAAAGGCAGCAAGACGAGUGGGGAGAGUGAAGAGAUCGAGAUGGUGAUCAUGGAGCGUAGCAAGCUCUCAGAGCUGGCCGCCAGCGCCUCUGUGCAGGAGCAGAACACCACCGACGAGGAGAAGAGUGCCGCUGCCACGUGCUCCGAGAGUGCACAGUGGAGCAGACCCUUCCUGGAUAUGGUGUACCACGCUCUGGACAGCCCGGAUGAUGAUUACCACGCCUUGUUUGUGCUCUGCCUCCUCUACGCCAUGUCUCAUAAUAAAGGCAUGGAUCCUGAGAAAUUAGAACGAAUCCAGCUCCCAGUGCCAAAUGUGGCAGAGAAGAACACCUACAACCAUCCGUUGGCUGAAAGGCUCAUCAGGAUCAUGAACAAUGCUGCCCAGCCAGAUGGGAAGAUCCGGCUGGCAACGCUGGAGCUGAGCUGCCUGCUUCUGAAGCAGCAAGUCCUCACAAUUGCUGGCUGCAUCAUGAAGGAUGUGCACCUGGCCUGCCUGGAGGGUGCGAGAGAAGAAAGUGUUCACCUUGUACGACAUUUUUAUAAGGGAGAAGACAUUUUUUUGGACAUGUUUGAAGAUGAGUACAGGAGCAUGACAAUGAAGCCCAUGAACGUGGAAUAUCUCAUGAUGGAUGCCUCCAUCCUGCUGCCCCCAACAGGCACGCCGCUGACGGGCAUUGACUUUGUGAAGCGCCUGCCAUGUGGCGAUGUGGAGAAGACCCGGCGGGCCAUCCGGGUAUUCUUCAUGCUGCGUUCCCUGUCACUGCAAUUGCGAGGGGAGCCCGAGACGCAGUUGCCGCUGACUCGGGAGGAGGACCUGAUCAAGACCGACGAUGUCCUGGAUCUGAAUAACAGCGACUUGAUUGCGUGCACAGUGAUCACUAAGGAUGGUGGCAUGGUCCAGCGAUUCCUGGCUGUGGAUAUUUACCAGAUGAGCUUGGUGGAGCCUGAUGUGUCCAGACUUGGCUGGGGAGUGGUCAAGUUUGCAGGCCUUCUGCAGGACAUGCAAGUGACUGGAGUGGAGGAUGACAGCCGUGCACUGAACAUCACCAUCCACAAGCCUGCAUCCAGCCCCCAUUCCAAACCCUUCCCCAUCCUCCAGGCCACCUUCAUCUUCUCUGACCAUAUCCGCUGCAUCAUCGCCAAGCAGCGCCUGGCCAAAGGCCGCAUCCAGGCGAGGCGCAUGAAGAUGCAGAGGAUAGCUGCCCUCCUGGACCUCCCAAUCCAGCCCACCACUGAAGUCCUGGGGUUUGGACUCGGCUCCUCCAGCUCCACUCAGCACCUGCCUUUCCGCUUCUACGACCAGGGGCGCCGGGGCAGCAGUGACCCCACCGUGCAGCGCUCCGUGUUUGCAUCUGUGGACAAGGUGCCAGGCUUCGCCGUGGCCCAGUGCAUAAACCAGCACAGCUCCCCAUCCCUGUCCUCGAGGUCACCACCCUCCGCCAGCGGGAGCCCCAGCGGCAGUGGGAGCACCAGCCACUGCGACUCGGGAGGCACCAGCUCGUCCUCUACCCCCUCCACAGCUCAGAGCCCCGCAGAUGCCCCCACGACUCCAGAACUGCCUCAACCUCACCUUCCUGAUCAGUUGGUGAUCGCCAGCGAAACGGAAGUAGACUCCAGGCCCAGCAAGAACGUGGCCAGGAGCGCAGCCGUGGAGACAGCCAGCCUGUCCCCGAGCCUCGUCCCUGCCCAGCAGCCCACCAUCUCCCUGCUCUGCGAGGACACGGCCGACACGCUGAGCGUCGAGUCUCUGACCCUCGUCCCCCCCGUCGACCCCCACAGCCUCCGCAGCCUCACCGGCAUUCCCCCGCUGCCUACACCGGCUGCCACCUGCACGGACCCCCUGGGCGAAGAGGCUGCAUGUGCCGAGCCUGUGGGCCCCACCGAGGACUGAGUCAGCGCCAGGACCUCCCUUUGUGUGUGUGGCCCCGCUGGUAGGGACCCCCAGUGCCGCUGACUGGCGAGACACACUGGAAGCACCCACAGUUCUCUGCAGCCCCCAGCAGCCGUCUCAGCCACCUAUCCCUGCACUCCCUUGAAUGGGAAGAAGGCCAUGUUGCCCUUCCAUUUCUUUUUCACUUUGUGUCUCUUCACGUGCAGGCUGGGACCCGUGGAGACAUCCCGACGAAUGGAGAUGACUGCACCGGCCACCUCAGGGAGCUGCCUGGGCUCCGUGUCUCUGAGCCCCAGGUGGCAGGAGCCACCGGCCCCUCUUCCUUCCUCCACGUGGCUUCUCUGUCACCAGCCCCAGUGUGCGCAGAAGAACUGGACCAAGUCACUGUAGGUAGAAAUUUGUGGCAAAGCAGACUUAGAUAAACUUCUCCUUUGGAUAUUUAUUUCCGCUUUUGGCAGCAGGUGAACGUUUAUUUUUAAAACUUCUAUUUAAAAAAAAAAAGUCCAAAAACAUCAACAGUAAGAUUUGAUGUCCUGUUAAAAGUGUAAGAAUACAGUGAAAAUUUCAUUAUCAUUUACACUGGACCUUUCCCGAUGUUUUGUUUUAAAGUUCUUAGUGUGGCUGUUUCUAUUUAUUUAAGUGAUUCUUAUUUCUUUGUUACUCACUAACUCUGCAAGCCUGUGGAAUGAUAAAGUACCUUCCUGGAAUGUUUAGAUUAUUUUUUAAACAAAAACAAGGGAGAUACACAUAUUCUCAGGUACACACAGAGCUGAGAGGGCUGAGAGCUUUCCUGCCGUAGCAGCCAAGAGGCCUCCCAUUGUGGAAAGAUUUCUCCAGGAAAGGGGAGAAUGUAGCCAGCUCCCCACUCAGGAUGCUUCCUCAUUUCUCUUCACCAAAACCAAACAGAGACGGCUUCCAGCAUCUUCUUCAGUGUUGCCACCUCUAAGAAAGGACCGCUUGGGACCGUGAGGACUCCGGACCCUGUGGCAAUGAUGAAAAUCAAAACAAGCCGCCCUCAGCAUCACCUGCCACUCAAAUUGCGUCUGCCCAUGUGCGCCGAGAGAUGGCCCAGAGCCAGUUCCCGCCCCAGCUGCAAGGGCAUGGUGUCCCCAGAGCUCUGAGUCUGUCACUCUCCCUCUCUGCUACUCCUCCUGGUCUGAAAAUUAAAACCCCAUGGUUUCCUCCCCAAUUCUGGCUGGGUGUACGCAGGCAAGGACCUGGAUGCAUCAGACCCAGCACGCAAGAUGUUCCUUUCUACUCAGCCAGCUUGGGAGCACGACACAGCACUCACAGCCCGGGCCGCGGUUCACCCUCCCCAGAUCUUCCAAGGCCAGCAGCCCCUCACCUCUCUGAUCACGGAUGAGACCUUCUGCGGCUUUCCUCCAGACCUGCAGAUGUGCCAUACGCAGGAAUGUUAGAUGUCUGCCGGAGCCUGGCCGUGGCGUAGCCUCGGGAGACGCACUGAGAUCUUGCCACCUGCCUUUUAGAGGAACACAGUCCCUGUCCUCGGCCAAGCCAGCUGUCCUAGCAAGGCCUGCCAAGGGCAGUUUUCAACCUCCUGAAGGAAACACAGUCCUGCUGAGGAGGGGGAGUGGCACCCAUGGGGACAGGUCUCAGUCAUCAGAAGCCCUCCGGGUAGCUGUGUCCACCCAGCUUUCACGGCUGCAGGCACAAGGACCUUUGCUUCAAUAGAGAAAAGACGUCGCUAAGAAAGGGCCCCUGGGCAGAAACCUCAAGGAAAGACAAGCCGCGACCACCAUGGCCAUCUACAGAGUCCUGCAAAGAGAAGGAAGACAGACCAGGAUAGGGGAAGACCAUCAUGGGGAGAAGGACCACAGUAUCAGGAGACGGGGCACCCCAUGCCCUGCAGGCUGCCUGUCUGUUACUUGAUUUUUGUAAGAGCAAGAGGGGUGGGGAGGAUCGGGUUGGCCCUGGCUGGAGUUGGCCAGCCCCCGAGACGCACACUUCUGGUUUUGAAAUGACUCCGUCUUUGGGGCAGGAGAAACUAGAGAAGGCAAGUGGCUGCCCCACCCAAGGCGUGACCAGAAGGAACAGCCUGCACCUCACUCCACGCCACAUCGGUGGGCCACCAGCCUGCCGUCAGCUGGUGACCACUGAGUACCGGAAGGGAGAGGUCUUGGCCAGGGCCGGACAGCAUGCCCAGGAGGACCAGGGGAAAAUAAGACACUGCUUGGGACAGGGCUUCUACCCUGCGUCCCUGGCCAAGGACAGGACAGUCCCCUGUGAGGGCUCGAAGGGUCACUCUCCGGGCCUCUUUCAGCUGUAGAUGAUGACUUGCCUCUGGGGGAGAGACCUCCAGGUCUGUAGGGUGGGGAUUUCCGAUAACCAGGGCUCCCAGAAGCUUUGCUUAUGUAGGAGGUCUGGGAGCCCACUGGAGCCCACCAGCCGUUUUGCCCACCUCACGCAGGUCUCAGUGGCAGUGGACACAGCUGUGUCUUCAGGAGCUUCCUGCAAACGUAAUCGCUGGGGCGCUCCCAGACAGGCCAGUCCAGACAGGACAUGCUGGAUCCCUGGCACCCGGCAGCCAGGGGAAGAGCCAAGAGUCUGGGAGGGCCCACAGCGGGGGCUGGGGCUUCUGACACUCAGGUCAUAGCCUCAGAUGUCUGAGGUCAGCCCCGACAGACCCAUCAGGCCCUGGUCCACCCUUCCCCCAUGCACCAUCCAGCUACGUUUGCCAAGUCAGGGAGCACGGCUGGCUCCAGGAACUCCCAAACCUUGGCUUUGAAAGUUGCUAUGGAGAUGUGCUCGUCCCUUUCUGGACAUUGGAAGUGCCUGUCCCAGCAGGUCAGAUGAGGCCAGCUCAGGCACUCCCCCGGGCAGGAAGGGCCAGCCUCCGCUGUGGCAUGGAGUUGGGAGGAGGGGCCCCCAUGAGCAGCUACCUUCCCAGCCUGGUUCUUCUCCCAGAGCCUCAGCAGCCUCCCACCACUCAGACACGUGAGUUCACAAGCAACCCAAAGAGCAGGUCAAGAAACGCAGCCCUGCCAGAUGCGUGCUAGAUUCCUCUAAGGCCUCUGAGAUGCCCAGUUUUUGAAAAAGGCAUGGGGUAAACUGAUUUUGAUCUUCUUGUCUAGACAAAGUAAAUCUGAAACAUUUAAUGUAGUCAUCUUGACAUUGGGCAUACACUGUACGAAUUCCUUACGUUUCCUUGAGCUCAAAAUAUGUAAAUAAUUUUUGUCCCAGCGAGGAGCAAUGGUUGGAAAACCUCGAUGCCUCUGAACCUCGGGACGGCUCUAGGGAAGUACCUGCUUUCGCCAGCGUGACUCAUGUUUCGUGGGUACAGAACACAGGGGUGGAAAUUAAAACUGGAACUUCCUUGUAAAUUCAAACUUGGCAAUAAAAGAAACAAAGUUACCAA